This is a messenger RNA of Ochlerotatus camptorhynchus, 855 nucleotides long. RefSeq lists its product as uncharacterized. Gene Ontology annotation, cellular component: nucleus. Lineage: Eukaryota; Metazoa; Arthropoda; Insecta; Diptera; Culicidae. The record is from RefSeq and is a predicted model, not a curated record. The transcript is spliced from 3 exons. Gene Ontology annotation, molecular function: zinc ion binding. Bases 87 to 446 code for a protein of 119 amino acids.
AAAUAUCACGAGUGAGAACAGCUACAAUAACAAAGAAUCAUUUGAUUCGAUAAAAUCAGCUUUAUUCGAGAAAAUAACAGCCAAAGAUGGUUCAGGAUACAAAUUUCAUCUGUCCACGUAUCUACAAUGCCUGCAGGUUAUGCAAAAUCCGGGGUAAUCAGUUGAAUAAAAUCAACCAGCAGAUAUCGGACAAAAUCUACGAAUGCACGACACUGAAGAUCAUCUCGUCACCCCAGUGUAAGGCGUUUAUCUGCGAUGGCUGCAAGGCAAAGAUCGACGAACACUAUCAAUUCAAGAUGCAAUGUAUAAGAAAUGUCAACCUGCAACGGUUCAACAAUGCAAUCGGUACGGGAGGUGCAACUCCGAGCAAUGGUAGCGAAAGCAGCGAACCUCCUGCUACCGGUACACUUAUGGAAGCCGUUCCCAGUAGCAGUAAGGUUGAUUAGGUGAUCGGUUUAGCGUCGUGGCGUACUGUACCGAGUUAUGUUUUAGCGAAAAUGGAUUGUUUACGAGUUUUAUUUUUUACUUAUUAUAUAAUAUGUUUAUGUUAGUGCUCCCCGGUAGGACUUCACAGCGCACUAUUUCUCUAAGAAACUGUUUACUAUUGUGAUAUAUGUUGGAUAUAUGGUGUUUACCGGCCAAACGUUUCGAAUUCUUAAAUUCUCUAGUCCCGCUGCAACUUGUUGGAUUCGAUAUAGACGAGCAGAAUGUUUCGCUGGCAUGCCGCAACCAAAAAUGGAAAUGAUGCUGUAUAUACAAAACCUUGCGGAUAUUGUAUAUGCCUUAGUUUGUAGGAAGCCGUAUAUUUAAUCUGAGUUUUUGAGAGGAAAUAAAGUUUUGUUAUAACCUAUGAAA